GGGAAGAGCAUAGCAGGACCACUAAGGUUGGAAUUUCUUGUAUCCAAUGCAAGAUGCUGCAGUUCCAGCUUGUUGUGGUGCACUUGGCCCUUGUGAUUACCCUGUUGCAGUGGCAUUCUACCUCAGUGCUCCUUGUGGUGGCAGCUUCAGAGCCUUUGGAGCCUUCUGCUGCUCUGGGCAUGGGAGCACACCCCAUUGCCAGUGAAGAGAAGUCAGCCACCAACCUGGCAGCCAAACUGUUCCUUCUUGAUGAGCUGGUGUCUCUGGAGAAUGAGGUGACUGAGACCAAGAAGAAAAGGAGUUUCCCAGGAUUUGGGUCCCCGAUUGACAGAAUUUCUUCUGCUCCUGUGGAUGUUAAAGGCAAACAGAGGAAAGUGGUUGAGCUGCCUAAGAGACGUUUUGGAGUUCCUCUUGACCGGAUUGGAGUGAGCCAUCUUGGCAACACCAAGGGUUAGCAGUUCCUGCAAGUGCUUCUGUUCUGAAUGACUGAUGCUGUAUUGGAAACAUUACAGAAAUUCAGAAGAUGCAUCACAACAUACCUUGUCAUUGACUAUAUAUAUAAUACUCAAGGAAUUGUCCUCCUGCAAAAUUGUUUCACACUGCAUUUUACAAAAGUUGCAUUUACAAAUACUAACAAUUUCAAUUCAUCAAGUCAUUAUGCUCUCACAGUUGUGCACGGUAUCACUGAUAGGAGGGGACAGAAAGUAUGUAUAUAGUUUAAUUGCAUGGCAUUUAUUUCUUAAAUCAGCAGAAGUUCAUUAUUCUAGCAAGGACUGUUAGAUUUUUUGGAUUGAAAAUAAAGACUACAGAGAUGCCAACAG
This is a messenger RNA of Melopsittacus undulatus (budgerigar), 821 nucleotides long. It is a transcript of the gene OSTN, whose product is annotated as osteocrin. The coding region runs from base 54 to 455 and encodes 133 amino acids. NCBI's taxonomy places the organism in Eukaryota, Metazoa, Chordata, Aves, Psittaciformes, Psittaculidae. Gene Ontology annotation, biological process: hormone-mediated signaling pathway. The transcript has 5 exons. The record is from RefSeq and is a predicted model, not a curated record. Gene Ontology annotation, molecular function: signaling receptor binding.